CCCAUGCCCAUCCCCAUGCCCAUCCCCAUGCCCAUGCCCAUCCCAUGCCCAUCCUGACUGAGCCCUCUCUGCUCCACAGCCCAUCCGUGGGGUUCCUGCAGCCUCCUGGCUCCGAGCAGUACCAGAUGCCGCAGUCCCCGGCGCCCUGCAGCCCCCCCCAGAUGCAGCAGCAGUAUUCAGGGGUGUCCCCGUCAGGCCCUGGUGUGGUGGUGAUGCAGCUGAAUGUCCCCAACGGCCCCCAGGCCCCCCAGAACCCCCCCGUGGUGCAGUGGAGCCACUGUAAGUACUACAGCCUGGAGCAGAGGGGGCAGAAGCCAGGAGACCUCUACAACCCCGACAGCAGUGCUCAGGCCAGCACCCAGCUGAGCAGCCCCAUCACGUCCCCCACGCAGUCCCCGACGCCGUCGCCCGUCACCAACCUGAGCAGCGUGUGCCCGGGGCUGAGCCCCCUGCCCGUGCUGCCCCAGUUCCCCCGGCCCAUGGGCCCUGCACAAGGUGACGGCCGCUACUCGCUGCUGGGCCAGCCUCUGCAGUACAACCUGUCCCUGUGUCCCCCGCCUCUGCUGCACAGCCAGCCCAGCUACACGGCACACCAGGGGCAGACGGGAAUGAAACACGGCAACCGGAGCAAGAGGCAGGCGCUGAAAUCGGCGUCCACCGACCUGGGGACAAGUGACGUAGUGCUGGGCCGGGUGCUGGAGGUGACAGACCUGCCCGAGGGCAUCACACGGACAGAGGCCGACAAGCUCUUCACCCAGCUCGCCAUGGCCGGUGCCAAAAUCCAGUGGCUCAAAGAGACUCAGGGGCGCCGCGGGGACGGAGGAGGCGGCGGGGACAACAGCGGGACUCCGGAGAACGGCAGGCACAGUGACCUCGCUGCCUUAUACACCAUCGUGGCCGUGUUCCCCAGCCCCCUGGCUGCCCAAAACGCCUCCCUCCGCCUCAACAACUCCCUCAGCCGCUUCAAACUGCGCGUGGCCAAAAAGAACUACGACCUGCGGGUGCUGGAGCGGGCGAGCUCCCAGUAGAGCCCCCGUGUGGGCACCGGGCACUCCCUGGGCCUCUUCUCCUCCCACCCUCCCUUCCUCUCGCCCUCCUUCCUUGAUAUAUUUAUAUGAACAUAAUUAAGAGACAAGAAGUUGAUUUUUUUUUUUUUUUUUUUGCUCUGUUGUUUUUUUAAUUAUUAUUUUUUUGGAGUGACGCCCGUGCCCGCCCCCCUCCCCUGUGUCUAUGGUUUUUGUUUAAGCACUGUGUUGGACCUCACAUACAGGUGUUGAUUGGUAUGUUCACUGCACAUUUUAUUUAAUCAAAUUAUUAUUUUGCUGGGGGGGGGGGAGGUGGGGGGAAUUUUUUUUUUGGUCUUAUUUUAUU
Messenger RNA from Serinus canaria (Common canary), 1371 nucleotides. Its product is annotated as R3H domain-containing protein 2. The transcript is spliced from 6 exons. The record is from RefSeq and is a predicted model, not a curated record. The coding region runs from base 45 to 1028 and encodes 327 amino acids. NCBI's taxonomy places the organism in Eukaryota, Metazoa, Chordata, Aves, Passeriformes, Fringillidae.